CCCGCAGUGCGCAAGCGCGCAACAUCUCCGUUUCCCUCCCUCAGCCCCCUGCCCUCCCCUCCCUCCUUUCCCCUUCGCGAAGCCGGCUCCCGGGCGCGCUCACCCUCGUGAGGAGGCCGGACUCGGGAGGCGCGCUCUCCACGCCCGGGAGACCAUGUACCAGCCCAGCCGGGGGGCGGCCCAGCGUCUCGGCCCCUGCCUGCGUGCCUACCAGGCCCGACCCCAGGACCAGCUUUCUCAACGGACUCUUCCAUUCCCUCCUCUUUGGCCCCACUCCACAACUGCCACCUCCCCGGCUCCUCUUGUCUGGUCUCCCCGAGCUCUACCCUGGCACCUUCCCAGCCUGCCUCCCCCUCGGGCUCGCCCCCGACCGCUCCCGCUCCCUCUCCCUGGGAUCCAGGCCCUCAGCUCGCCAUGGACAGUCCUCCCUCCAGGAAAGGGGGAGGAGGGCCCAGGGCCAGAGUUGCACAGUGGUUGCCUGGAGGGACUGAGGAGCCUUUUUGAGGGAGCUCCCUGCCCCUACCCUGGGGCUCUAAUCCCUUUCCAAGCCCCUGGAGCUGCCCACGCAUCCCCUGGCACCCCGUCAGGCGAUCCUAGUAUGGAGGAACACCUGGCUGUCAUGUACGAGAGACUGAGGCAGGAGCUGCCAAACCUCUUCCUUCACUCCCACGACUAUAAUCUCUAUUCGUCAGAUGUGGAAUUCAUCAAUGAGAUUCUGAAUAUUCGUACCAAGGGACGGACCUUAUACAUUCUGUCACUGACCCUCUGUCGCUUCCUGGCUUGGAACUAUUUUGCACAGCUUCGGUUGGAGGUUCUACAGUUGACUCGCCACCCAGAGAACUGGACCCUGCAAGCUCGCUGGCGGCUUGUAGGGCUGCCUAUCCACAUGCUCUUCCUGCGUUUCUACAAGCGUGACAAAGAGGAGCUUUACCGGACCUACGAUGCCUAUUCUACCUUCUACCUGAAUUCCAAUGGCCUCAUUUGUCGCCAUCACCUCGACAAACUGAUGCCUUCACACGCACCUCCUGCACCUGUGAAGAAGCUGCUAAUGGGAGCCCUGGUGGCUCUGGGGCUGUCAGAGCCAGAGCCCAACCUAAACCUGUGUUCCAAGGCCUGACCCGGGAACUAGGAUGAGGACAGCACUGACAACUACUACGCACAAGAGAGGUGGAGGCAGCGAGACCCCCGCCGAGCCAGCUUCCUCCUCUCCCUUCUUCCUUCCCAUCUCAUGCUGUGUAAAGCUGCUGUGUAAUUUAACUUGUAAAUAAUAAAGUGACUAUAUGAGAUGGAAUAUCUCUGGAUCCCAGAAGUUCCCACAGGUUUUACUCAAAAAAUAAUUUUAUUUAAUAGAUAUUAAAUAAUAUACAGAAGGAAAAGGAGCU
Messenger RNA from Ochotona princeps (American pika), 1382 nucleotides. RefSeq names its product chromosome 1 C6orf136 homolog (gene C1H6orf136). The record is from RefSeq and is a predicted model, not a curated record. The coding region runs from base 155 to 1117 and encodes 320 amino acids. NCBI's taxonomy places the organism in Eukaryota, Metazoa, Chordata, Mammalia, Lagomorpha, Ochotonidae. The transcript is spliced from 6 exons.